GGGGAGGAGGGGGGUUUAAAACUAGCUGGAACCAGAUCCUUCGAUUUAAUCCGGCGUUCCUAUGUGACAGUAGCGCGCUUCAGACAGAACAUGAUCGUAGGUUCACUCGGUGUGUGUGGAACGCGCGACACUACGGGAGGCACCGGGAGCGCGUGUCGGUUUGACCGGAGGAAAACACUCUUUACCUAACUAAAGUGACGACUCGCGCACACGCAGUCAUGGUGCUGUGUGGAGCCAAAGCACGGCGCUUCUUGGAGCCCAACAUUUACACGGAGGCCCCCGAUGGAGGCUGGGGGUGGGUAGUGGCCGUGGCCUUUUUCUUGGUGUCAGUUUUCACGUACGGCACCAUCAAGAGUUUCGGCAUCUUCCUCCAGGACCUGAUCGAGGAAUUUGGAGAGACGAACAGUCGAGUCUCCUGGAUUGUUUCCAUCUGCGUCUUUAUCAUGACGUUCAGUGCGCCUCUCGCCUCGGUGAUGACCAACCGCUUUGGCUACCAACCUGUUGUCAUCAUUGGGGGUUUUCUCAUUUCCUCGGGCACCAUCGCCACCAGCUUCACCACCUCCAUCCAUCAAAUGUUCAUCACCUACGGAGUAGUUGCAGGCCUGGGCUACUGCCUGACCUUCCUGCCCACUGUGACCAUCCUCUCCAAGUACUUCACACGUCGUCGCUCUCUGGUCACAGCUGUGGCUUCCACAGGAGAGCCUCUUUCCAUGUUCGCCCUGGCACCAGCCUUCUCCGCUCUGAGGGACCAUAUUGGCUGGCGUCAUACUAUCACAGUGAUAGGAGCUUUGCAGAGCAUCAUCAUCAUCUGUGGCGUUCUGCUUCGGCCCAUCAUUAUAAAACCCAGCGCGUCCCAAAAGACGGAGACUCAAGAGUUGUCGCCAAAGGAGCAGGACACACUCGGUGCACAGGAGAGCAUAGAGGGCAAAAACCCAGAAGAACCCAAGACCAUCAUGGACUCACAUGUGCAAAACACUACCUACAGUCUGGACAACGAGCUGACCAGAAGCUCUGUGAGCACCAGAGACUCUGGCGUCCAGUCUCUUAACGACACAGAGGAUAAGACUUUACUGCAGAAACACGUGGAAAGUGGGGGCGCAGAGGUUAAGAGAUCUGAAACAGGGGAGGAGAAAAAGAACGAAGGCGCAGAGGGACAGUGUGCGAAGGAUGAGGCGAAGGUCUCUGCAAAGAAGCUUCUGGACUUCUCCAUCCUCAGAGAGUGCAACUUCAUCUUCUACUGCAUGUUCGGGCUCUUCGCCACACUCGGCUUCUUCGCCCCUCAGCUCUACAUCAUUGAGCUGAGUGUGAGUCGAGGCGUGGGGCGGGACCGCGCCACCUACAUGCUCUCCACCAUGGCGGUGGCUGAGAUCAUGGGCCGCUUCUCCAUCGGGUGGAUCAUGUCGCGUGACAAGCUCAGGAAGAGGAAGCUGCAUGUUCUUCUGGUGUGUGUGAUUGCAAUGACUGCAGAUCUGGUGGGAUUUACUCUGGUCAGGGAGUUCUAUGGACUGGCUGUGUGCUGCGCGCUGUACGGCUUCUUCAUGGGGACGCUGGCGUGCACGCACAUCCCCCUGCUGGCCGAGGACGAUGUGGUCGGCAUAGAGAGGAUGUCUUCGGCUGCUGGUGUCUACGUGUUCAUACAUAGCUUUGCCGGCCUGGCUGGACCCCCACUUGGAGGUGUGCUGGUGGAUGUGACUCAAAACUACGGAUCAGCCUUCUACUCGUGUGCGGCCGGCAUGGCGCUGAGCGCCGUCUUCCUCGGUUUGGUCAAACCCGCCAAGAAAGGAUUAAUCUGUGGGAAGAGAAGCUCAAGAGACAACACGGGCGUUCUAAAUCCACAGUGGGACGAGUCCAAGGAACAGAGUGGAGAACAUCAACAGGACAAAGCUCCCAGUCCUCACAAUUCUUCUCAAGCAGUGGCCAACUCCGACCACAUGGACGCCACCGGCGAUGAGGAGAAAAUCAUAAGUUAACUUAAGCUGAUAAUGAAUGAUAAGGGUUGUAAAAAGGUCAAAGCGUUCAGGUGUAAAAUGACGUUUCAAAAGGAAACUGCUGCUGCCAAAGAGCCCCAGCGACACAAGACCAAUGUUAAGCCGUUAAGCCUUUGAAGAUCUGGUUUUAUUGUGGUUAUUCUUGAAGAAACAACAAUGCCUUAUAUACCUGAUUGUACCUCAGUGUUUUUAACAGUUACAAAUUAGCUUUGAUUCACUAAGCUUCUGAUAUGAUCUUGUUUUAAUGGACAGUGGUGACAAAUAUUAGUGGAAUGUAUGGAACGCGGACCUGUACUGUAAUUUCUAAAGAGAAAAAUGCAUCAGUUUUUAUAUCUUACAUGCUGGUGAUUAAUUUAAGCUUUUUAUUUAAAUCAAACAAAGGCCCACCGUUCAUGGGAGACCUCAUGUAGCAGGCAGUGAAGAUAUAAAAGAAAAAGAAAUAAACAUUUAAUAUUUUUUAGUUUCUUACAAGCAAAUGAAGCAUCAAAACAAUGCGCACAAAUUCUAUGACACGUGUGUCAUAGCUUAAAUACAUGAAGCUCAGGAAUUAUGUGAUUAAGUGUUUAUUUUUUUGACUUUUGACUUUCUUUUGAAUAAUGUUGAGUUGAAAAUGCACUACUGUUUUGAUACGAAAGGUCACACUAAUUGUUUUUGUAUGGACGGUGAAUCCUCACCUCAGCCAAGGUUGUUAUCUGUAUUUUUUAAAUCGAGCUGCUCGCAAACACACACACAAACACAACGUUGGUGGAGGUGCAGAGGGUUGUUUGACACACGUGUGUGUGUAAAUUAAAGUGCUCCAGUACGUUACAAUUGAACAGCAGGAUCUGUCUCACUGUAAUUUUAUAAUUUCAUAAUUCCUACACCAACUUCAGAAUCCAUAGACACUGGAAUAACUGGAAUAAAUGUUUACUUUUA
Molecule: messenger RNA, 2903 nt
Organism: Solea senegalensis (Senegalese sole)
Lineage: Eukaryota; Metazoa; Chordata; Actinopteri; Pleuronectiformes; Soleidae
Product: monocarboxylate transporter 7-like
Exons: 6
Coding region: 219-1970 (583 amino acids)
Biological process (GO): transmembrane transport; monocarboxylic acid transport
Molecular function (GO): monocarboxylic acid transmembrane transporter activity
Source: RefSeq, a predicted model, not a curated record